Lactuca saligna is the source of this 761-nucleotide messenger RNA. The record is from the annotation of a GenBank genome assembly. NCBI's taxonomy places the organism in Eukaryota, Viridiplantae, Streptophyta, Magnoliopsida, Asterales, Asteraceae.
AUGAAUCAUAUCAAAUCUACAACCGUCACCACCACCGAUAUCAGUUGCCACUGCCUGAACAUCAUUAGACACCACCGCACCACCAUCUCACGAUGCCCUCGAGUAACCUUAGGUUUCACCACAACGACCAUCGCACAGCACCACUCACCACCACCCUCACUUCUUUCCAGGAUUUUGUUUGUUUUUAUAAUUGAUUAUGAAUUCCUUUGGGGAGAUUUCAAAGGAAAAAACCAAGAAAGAUUCCUAAAUCUGAUUACAGUGGCAUUUCCGGUUGCAAAUAUCAAGGAAAACAAUAAGAGGAAUCUGAAUAGGGUGUGUUUUAACAAUAUGACUGUUAUUGCUCCUAUUAUUCAUUUUAGAUAUGGAAGAAAAAUCAUUUGUAUUCAGUUUCAGGUUGACAUAACUUGCUUGAAGGGAAAAAAGAUGUUCCUGAGAAUUGUUCUGUUGAUUGGUUUCUGAUGAUUCUUCUAAAUGUUGAUCUGGAUAUGAAUAAAGAUGAUGAUCAGUUCAAACUUUGAACUGUAUUCUAUGUUUUUGAAUGAUAUGGAAAGUGUUGAUACUUACAUGGGUGAAACAAAGAACCCAAAAGCAAAUAUGUUCCCUGCAAAAAAGUUUAAACAAAAUGGUUUGUAAAAUAUAUUUAAAAUUAAACAAUUGGUUAUAUGAUAAACAAAUGAAAAGGCAAGAUGUGUUGCAUUUUAAUUUUUAAUAGAUAUGUAAGGAUAUGCUUUAACAUCUAUGACUAUCAACUUUUUAUAUGC